Sphaerulina musiva SO2202 is the source of this 1296-nucleotide messenger RNA. RefSeq names its product alpha/beta-hydrolase. The transcript is spliced from 2 exons. Bases 1 to 1050 code for a protein of 349 amino acids. The record is from RefSeq and is a predicted model, not a curated record. NCBI's taxonomy places the organism in Eukaryota, Fungi, Ascomycota, Dothideomycetes, Mycosphaerellales, Mycosphaerellaceae. Gene Ontology annotation, molecular function: hydrolase activity.
AUGCUGCUAUCAAAUCAAGAGCUUGUUGAGUCCGCCAGGACACAUCCUGAAGUCGCGGCGUUCUACGCAAAGCACCCGCAGCCACCACCUCGGAAGGAUCUACUGGUCGCUCGCGCAGAAUUGCGGGCACUCAAUGAUGCCAACCUGAGGCGUAUAGGCCCUCCGCCUUCUGGAAUCGAGGAAUUCUACCACGACAUUGAGAUGAGAGACGGUUUCAACAGCACACUCAAGAUAUGCAAACCCACCAAUACUGCGCCAGGACCUCUUGUAGUGCUCUUGUUUGGUGGUGGUUUUAUUGCUGGCGAUAAGGACCAACUCACAGAGACUGCUAGGAUUUGCGCCCAGCUCUAUUCCGCUACGGUAGUCAAUUUGAGUUAUCGACUCGGACCAGAACACAAGUUUCCAUAUGCACAAAACGACGCCUUGGAUAGCUUGGAAUGGAUUGCAAAGAACGCUACAACACCGCUCCUGGCGGCGGACCCCACAAUAGGUUUCCUGAUAGGCGGCGUCUCUGCAGGAGCAGCAAUUUCCGCAGCGUUGUCGAGAAAGUUUCAGGAAAGGAGUCUAGCAUAUCCGUUGACCGGUCAAUGGCUUGCAGUCCCUUCGCUGAUGCAUGAAGGAUGUUGUCCACCAAAGUACAAGACCUGCUACAUCUCGCUGACGCAGAACUCCUCGUGCCCCCGACUUGGCCAAGAGACUCGCGACAGAAUAAUGGAGGCCGUGCGGUGGGACAAAGACUCUGAUUUGCGGUAUGCGGCCAAUUCGAAGACACCAAUGGCUGGCCAACCUCGAACGUACCUUCAGGUCGACGGCCAGGAUCCACUUCGUGACGAUGCACUCAUCUACGAUGAGAUGCUCAGGGAGGCUGGGGUGAAGACCAAGCUGGAUCUGUAUCCCGGGUGUCCCCAUGCACAUUGGUCUUCUAUGAGGGGCCUAGAAAUCGGUAAUAAAGCGCUCAUAGACACUGUCGUCGGGCUGGGGUGGUUGUUAAACAGGAAGGUGCCCCGGGAAGUGGCAGCAGCCGCUUUGAAAGUAUCUGUGGCCUCGUGAUGGGCGGAUUGUGAAAAUUGAUGAACUUGAAUUUACUUCUCCGGUGUGUGUCAUAGUCGGCGUUGACGGCAGCGGGACCACACGAUGCCGAUGACGGCAUGUCGCUGUGGUGAGUGGCGUUUGAAUUGGCGAAGCAGAACGAAUUCGAAAGCAGUGGAGGACUGGGGGAAGCAGGGAGGAGAACGGGAGUAUCGGACCUACCCGUGGCUCAGCCCAAUCACAUCGUAGACUAUAGAUUUGGCCUCU